Fulmarus glacialis (Northern fulmar) is the source of this 1791-nucleotide messenger RNA. Its product is annotated as keratin, type I cytoskeletal 14-like. NCBI's taxonomy places the organism in Eukaryota, Metazoa, Chordata, Aves, Procellariiformes, Procellariidae. The coding region runs from base 1 to 1791 and encodes 596 amino acids. The transcript has 10 exons. Gene Ontology annotation, molecular function: structural molecule activity. The record is from RefSeq and is a predicted model, not a curated record. Gene Ontology annotation, cellular component: keratin filament.
AUGAGCUGUGGCUCCAAGCAGACCUCUAAAAGCUGCCUGCGAGGGAGCAGUGGUGGCAGUGCUAGCAGUGGUGGUGGUGGAGGGGGCAGUAGGUAUUCCUCUGCCUCCUCAAGAAGAAUCACUUCUAGGACAAGUGGUGGUGGCAGGAUGUCUGGCAGCAGUUGUGGCGGAGGAAGUUCCAGGAGCAGCUAUGGUGGGGGAGCUAGUAGGGGAAUGAGUGGUGGUUAUUAUGGAGGGGGAAUGAGUGGUGGUGGUUAUGGAGGGGGAAUGGGCUGUGGCAGCAUGGGAGUAGGCUUUGGAUCACAUGGGAGUGGGGUUGGUGGUGGUUAUGGAGGAAGCUUUGGUGGAGGUGGUGCUGGUGGCAGCUUUGGCAUUGGUGGCUUUCGUGGAGGCGAUGUCGGAAUUCUCUCCAACGACGAAAAGCUGACCAUGCAGAGUCUUAAUGAACGCCUGGCUUCUUACCUGGAUACGGUCAGAAAUUUGGAAAUGGAAAAUGCUCAGCUUGAACAGUUAAUCAGGGAGUGGUACCAGAAGCAAGGUCCUACUGGUACAAAGGACUACAGCCACUAUUACGGAAAAAUUGAAGACCUUCAAAAUCAGCUUGUGACUGCGGCUGUGGAAACCAACAGGGUACUUUUGGACCUGGAUAACACAAGGAUGACUGCAGAAGACUUCAGGAUAAAGUACGAGACGGAAUAUGGUCUCCGGCAGAAUGUGGAGGCUGACAUUAACAGCUUGCGACCCUUGUUGGAUAAUCUGACUCUGAGCAGGUCUGACCUGGAAAUGCAAUUUGAGUCUCUAAAGGAGGAGAUGAUUGACCUCAAGAAGAACCAUGAGGAGGAAAUGAAAUUGCUGCAAACACAGUCCAGUGGUGAUGUGAAUGUGGAGGUGAAUGCUGCUCCAGGAGAGGAUCUGCUGAAAAAACUGAAUGAUAUGAGACAAGAAUAUGAAAAUAUUAUUCAGAAAAACCGUGAAGAGGUUGAAAGGUGGUAUGAAAGCAAGAUGGAGGAAGUGAGUCAACAAGUCCACUCAAGUGGCCAGGAAGUGGAAUCAAGCAACCAACAGAUCUCUGUGCUGAGGCGUGACUAUCAGAGCCUGGAGAUUGAGCUGCAGUCGCAAAUCAGCAUGGUACAGUCUUUGCAAUCCAACUUGGAAGACACAGAACGUCGCUACAACAUGCAGCUGCAGCAGAUCCAGGGUAUGAUCGGCCCCUUGGAGGAGGAGCUGGCCAGCAUCCGCUGUGAGAUGGAGAGUCAGAAUGAAGAGUACAAGAUGCUCCUGGGCAUCAAGACCCGCCUGGAACAGGAGAUUGCUCAGUACCGGACACUGCUUGAGGGAGGGCAGCAUGAUAUUAGCAUCUCACAGGGAGGAGCUGGUGGUGGAUCUUUAGGAGGAGGAGGUCAUGGAGGAACUAGCUGGUCUUCUGGAAGAGGAAGUAGUGGAGGAGGAAGUAGCUGGUCCUCAGGUGGAGGAAGCAGUGGAGGAAGAAUUGGAGAAUCCUAUGGAAGAACUUCCUCUUCUGGAGGUGGAGGAGGAGGGAGCGGAGGUAAAACUUCAGGUGGAGGAGGUGGCUGUGGUGGAGGAGGAGGGGGCAAAUCCUGCCUCUCCCACUCUUCAUCUUCCCAGUCCCAGUCUGGCAACUCUUGUGAAAGCCAAGUUCCAGGAGGUGCUGAAAACAUGAAGCUCUGUCUGGAAGGGAAUAAAACAUUGGAGAGAGGAGCAACAAUGGAGGAAGUGUCCAAAGCCAUAAAAACAAUGAGAUUGGGGAGUUUUAGAAAGUCUGAGGACUGA